Messenger RNA from Cimex lectularius (bed bug), 5765 nucleotides. Its product is annotated as neuroligin-1-like. The record is from RefSeq and is a predicted model, not a curated record. Lineage: Eukaryota; Metazoa; Arthropoda; Insecta; Hemiptera; Cimicidae. Gene Ontology annotation, cellular component: cell surface; synapse; postsynaptic membrane. The transcript is spliced from 12 exons. Gene Ontology annotation, molecular function: neurexin family protein binding; signaling receptor activity. The coding region runs from base 49 to 3336 and encodes 1095 amino acids. Gene Ontology annotation, biological process: synaptic vesicle endocytosis; presynaptic membrane assembly; modulation of chemical synaptic transmission.
GGAAUAGAUUCAGUCGCGCCGCGAGUGCUGUGGUGGAAACAUGAAAGAAUGCCAGUGUGGCCAUUACUACUCUUUCUCGGUCUCGUCGGGGCUUGGAGGGAGUCAUACAUUGAGAAAACGAGGACGGUCAAACUUAGGCAGGGCGACAUCGUCGGCAUAGUCAGCAGACCAAACGACCCUGCCCUCAAACCCGUCCAGACGUUCCUCGGGGUGCCGUACGCCGCCGCCCCAGUCGGGAAUCUCAGGUUCAUGCCGCCCGGCUCGCCCUUGCCUUGGUCGGGUGUCAAAGUUGCAGAUACCUUCGGUCCCGUUUGCAGCCAGAUAGUUCCUGACCCGUAUAAAAUGAACAUCUCAGCUGGACGUCGCGAGUACCUGAAGAAAAUAACGGCUUUUUUAAAGCCUCAGAGCGAAGACUGUCUUAACCUUAACAUUUAUGCACCCAAAGAUGAAUACACGUGGGGGUCUAGAAAAAUGCCUGUGAUCAUGUUCAUACACGGUGAAUCGUUCUCUUGGAAUUCCGGCAACCCUUACGACGGAACUAUCCUCGCAUCGUACGGCGAUGUGAUCGUCGUCACGAUAAAUUUUCGCCUCGGAAUAUUCGGAUUCUUGAAGCAGACUUUCAACGUUGGCGAAAUUGGCAAUUUGGGCCUCCUGGAUCAAAUAGCCGCCUUAAAAUGGAUUCAGGAUAAUAUCGAGGCGUUUGGAGGAGAUCCCAAUUCAGUGACACUACUCGGCCACCACACUGGAGCGAUUGCUGCCAAUUAUCUCAUGUUAUCUCCUAUGGUCCAAGGAGAGAAAAGCCUUUUCAAGAAAGUGAUAAUGAUGUCCGGCUCUGCCCUGUCGAAGGGUGCGAAAAUGAAGCACCCCCAGCAGAUGCUCAUAUCCGUUGCGGAGCAGCUCAAUUGCCCGUAUGAGCGGCUUCAAAUGUGCCUCAGGACGAAACGGGUCGAGGAACUUCUCGAGGUAUCGAAAUUGUACGAAUUUGCUCCGAUAGUCGACGGCCUCCUCAUUGUCAACGAGGCCAAGGACUCCAUGACCAAAUAUACCAAUUUGUUCACAAGAUACGACUUAAUGUGCGGAGUCGUCGAGCUGGAAGCCUACCACCAGCUAUCUGCAGUUGCACUGGCACAUGGAAUGCUUGACGAGGAAAGGGACGAUGUGCUUGAAUCCUUUUUUAGAACAAAUUAUGAGAAACAUCCAGAAAUCGCGCGUGCGAUGGCGACGUCUGUCUACGAGGAGGAGAUGAAAGGGAGGACAUCGUCCAAAGUCGCUUCUGCCCUGAUUGCCCGCGACACCACUCUCGGCAUCCUCGGGGAUUCACAGAUCGUUGUCCCCGUCGUGCAAACGGCUGCCUACCACUCCAAGCCCAAUCCGAAUAUACAGACUUACUUGUACGUGUUCGAGCACCGGAACCUCCAGAGCAAUUACCCUUCCGCCGAGGGCAGUGUCCAGGGGGAGGAUCUGGAGUAUGUCCUUGGAAUCCCUUUUGAAGACAGGAGUGUUCCCGUUCUGACUAGGUACUCACAAGAAGAGAAACUGCUUUCCGAGUAUGUGAUGACGCUGUGGACCAACUUUGCCAAAACAGGGGACCCUAAUGCUCCAAGAAAAUUUAAUUACUACACUGGCUCCUCGAGAUACUGGGAUAUUUUGAGCAGCUUGAAAUGGCCAGAAUUCAGACCGAACCAGUCGUACAUGGCAAUCAAUUAUCCACCUCACAGAAGUUACCGUUACAAGAGCAACCUAGUCAACUUUUGGUCCAAUAUCCUUCCUUCGCAUCUGAGAGACAUCGGCGGAAAACCACUCAAACCGGUACAGUUCUGUUUGUCGCAGAACUGGUACAGCCCGGACAGAAGACAAGAAACCAUCGGAAACGAAUACCACCGAGCACCGCCUCAGUACAAACCCGAACAGUAUCAUCCGAGAUCUCCGUCGGUGCAGAGCGUCAGGCCCACCGAAACGCCCGACGACGCUCCAGAGAUCGAGAAGUCGGAAGAAGGUGAAAGCGGCCACGUUACGACGGCUUCGUCAUUUACGCUAAGCGUAGUAAUAAUUAUAGGGAUAUUUUUUGUUUUAAUAAACCUGGUACUGUUGUUGUACGUGUUGCGGCAGAGAAGGAACAAUGUCCGGCUAGAUUUCAAAUCGCGUUUCAGAUUCGGCUCGAGUCCGAGUAUUCCAGAUCUUGACACGGAGCCGAAACACGAAAUCAAAAGCAUAUUGAAGUCGAACGAAAUCUUGUAUGACACUAUCAAAAAGCCUAGGAACUAUUCUGGGUUUAACAGCCAAGGGAGUUCGAGCACGGUCACGAUCGAUCCGCACGCCAAAGUCGCCGAGUGGAUGAACCACCGCACGAAACCUGGAAACAUGAUGAAACUGAAGACGGACAAGUCUUCGGAUACCGACAAGGCUCCCGCUACGAUAUCCAGAAUCGCGAAAAAAGUAAAAAAAGUUUCCGUCGCCGUAGACGCCACUCCAGAGUCGAGGAGCGCCAGUGUCUUGAAGCAGAUCCCCAUUGAAAUCUCAAAAUCUCUAGACAGCGGUAAAAGCAGGCUCGGUACGAGGCCCGUACUCCAACGAUCCGACGCUGUUUCCGAUGACGAGCCUUCUGUCCACAGCAAUAGGCUGUCCGAUCGCGUGAUGGAAUCCGCAUCACAGCCCACAUCACCUCAAGAGGAAAAAAAACUCAAAUCUUUUGAGCCAUUUCCUAAAGACAUAAACGUGACCUGCCGCGAUGAUAUGGAGGAACCUAGCAUGACUCCUGAAGAAGCUCUGGACAACAUAAAAAGGAGAAAUUUUCCCAAGGUUUUGCCUGAUUUCCCAGACGACGAGCCUGAAGCUUGUUCUCUCCUGAAAAGGAUGUCCUUGCCCCACUCGGAAGACGGCAGAUCCCACAAAAAAGUGCCGCCUCCGCCCCCUCCACGGGUCUCGACGUUAGGGCGCAAGCCAUUGAACCGCAACACGGUCCCCAAUUUCAUGACAACUCACAAAGAUCUGGAGAACAUGGACGUUGGCCUACAUGAAAAGGCAGAGAAACCGGAGAAAAGACCCGAGCCAAGGGUCAUAAUAAAGCCGACGCUGACCGACCCCAACCUGAAAAAGGGCAAUUCAAAGAUCCCAAGGGUCACACCGCCUCAACCCAUUGAGAAAAUACCGCCCGCGACGCCGCCAAGCAAACGGCUUGUAAUCAAAGGCGAGAAGCCGAAAAAACAGCCGGGCGGCGUCGGCGCGAAGUUGGUCGUUCACCCGGUCAAGAAAUCCGCAUCCGCCGAGACCGCGACUACCUCCGGCACUUCGGGAAGUUCCAAAUCAAGUACUUCCACUGUAAAAAAAUCAAAUUAGUUUUUUUAAAAUUUCCUCGCGAAGAAGACUGGUUACUUUUAGGUCAUUUUAACGUAUAAUGUACAGUUUAAUUUUUUAGUACUUACUUUGUACAUUAAUUAUUUUCUGUAGAAUAUUAAAAAAGUAAAAACAUCUUUGCUAUGUGAAGGUUGGUACCUGUUGAUGUAAAUAUACAUACCAUAAUGUAGCAUCCAAUUCUUUUUAUCGUAAAGUAUUGUAUUCUACUGUUUUCAGUAUUCGUUUGAAAAUAUAUAAAUAUAUGCGCGUAUUUACGUCACGAUACUAUAAGCAAAUACGAUGCUAUUGAUAUUGUGACUGUGAAUAUCCAGUGUAAAUAUCCGUUAGUCACUCGUUUUGUUGCGAGAGAUAAGAGUAGACAUUUGUUUUAUUAUGUUUUUAAUGCAUUAUUUGGAACAAUUCAGAACAUUUUCCUACUUGACAAAUCCAUGAUGGACAAUGAUUUUGCUUAAUAUUUUUAUUUGUUUUUUGUAAAUAAACAAAUAUUUUGAGCCAGUUUUCACUGUUUUGUUAAAGUUUGUUUAUAUAUAUAAAACAAGAGUGCAAUUUCAACGCCACGUCAUUGACGUUAACCGCAACAACAACACUGUACAAACAUAUAGUGGUAAAUCGUAAAAUCUGGACAUGUGUAUAAUUUACAGACGUAUCUCUGACAGUCUUAGUGCUUCAGACCACGUCACAGAUGAUCAACCAGAACACGUUCCAUCUAUUUGUCUCUUAUUUCCCAUUUAUUCUGAUUACUCUUGGCUAGGACGUGUAGAGCCUUACAAUAAAUUAUUUUAUUAUAAUAACCGUGAUUGGGACUGACAGUGGCGUAAUAUAGUCUGUAGGAAGAAAUAAAUAUUUUUCUAUUAUGAUCAAGGACACAUCGGAGAUUAUUUGUAUUGCGUUAUCUCGGGAACUUUUCUAAAUAUUAUAACACGAUGGUUCAAAAUACAACUUGUAGACGUGAUGUUUUAAUUGUGCAUUUCCCGAGCUUGGAAAACGACUUCUUGGAUAAGGAAGAAUGAACUUACCCGUAAAAUACCUCCAACCCUCGUCUUGUUUUUCCGAGUAAGACUGUGUCCCUUUUUUCCGGACUAAAAUCAAAUUAAACGAGACCCCAUUCGUAACGGUCACGCUGCUACUAACUCUCCGUAAACGUUAUGUAUUACUUGGUGAAAUUGGUAUUUAUGUGAGACAGCGGUUUGUGCUGAAUCUACGGGAUAUAAAAUAUUACUAGAUUAUCUUUCAAAUAUAUUUUUAUAUUAUUUAAAAUGGAUAACAAUAAAAUCUUCAUAUCUUUACUUUAAAUCCUAAAUAAACUAAUGACAAGUUUAAUGUGUAGAAUACCCAAUAAUAAUUUUAUUUUUACAAAAUCCUUCGUCGUAGGAACGUAGGUAACUCUAGUACUAUUUUAAAAUAGUUUUAGUUGUUUUUUCAGGAAAUUACAACCAUUUCAAAAUAUCCUUUUAUUAUAUCGAUAUCGAUUUCUAGUUCUAUUUUACAAACGUAUGUAGCAAAAUCCAAUUGUAAUUUACAUUUACAAUUUAUGGUUACAGCUAUUUGUCUACUUCACUUCCAGCGCCAUAAAAUUCAGCAGUUCCAUUUUUGUUUUCUCAAUUAAAAGUUUCGAACAUUAAAUGCAUAGAUGUACAGACGUUUGUAAUAAAAAAAUGUGUUUUUUAUUUCUAACUAUAUCUACUUUACGUUAUAUUAAUUACAACAUACUUAUUUUAAUGUAAAACCAAUUCAAGAUGGACAAAGAUUCAUGAGUUCUAAUAAAAAUAUUUAAUUAUAAUGAUUUGAAUCAAAAUUUACCAAAACCCCGGACAUUCAGUGAAAAAUGAAUUUAACCAUUCAUUUCAUCGUUUCGCUCAUAUUAUACACAUUAGUUAUUUUAUACAUUAAGAGCAAAACUAGGUAAAAUUGUUAGUUAAAUUUUAAUCUACCACUAAAUGUAUUUCCGGAGUUUUGGUGAAUUUUAUUUCAAACCAUCAUAAUUAAAUAAGUUUUGUUCAACUUUUGAAUUAACAUUGGUAUGUUGCAAUCAAUAUCACAAUAACAAUAAAUACAGUUUAAUAAUUGUUAACAAAAAAAUUGUCCAUGCCCUUUUUUUCCUUCGAAUGUAUAUUAACGGUCGGAAGUUGUACUGUUUCUAAUUUGUUUUUAAAGAGAACGAAUGUUUAUUUCAUUAAUUAGUUAAAUAAGUUUAAACCUCGUUGGAAUUAAAUGCUUUCGUAAAAAAAUAUCAUAUAAUAAUAUUCAUAAAAAUAUAUCGUGUAAUAACAACAUUUAUUGUGAAAGUAAGAGUGGUGUUACUUUAAUUUUCAAGUUUUGAGUAAACAAGGUGCAUUUGAAAUUGCCAAAACGUUUAUUUAAUGUUAUGUUUUCUAAACAUGAUAAAAAAAUCAACGGUCUGGUGAAUUUUG